UUUGUUGGUGCGAGGCUGACUCCACAGAUGGCCCAUAGAUAGCGAUUCCAGCCCAAAAGGACCCGGACGGCACUCCACCAGAGCCUCCACCAGAGCCUCUACUAGAGUCCUCGCCCGAGUCUCUACCAGCGAAACGCAACCAGUAAAACUCCAUCUCCAUAUCAGCCCAAUCCAGCUGGCCCAACUUAAUAUGUUCUAUUUUCCAAUUUUCUGUUCACUUUUGUUCUCCAGGCGUUAUCAAAACGUUUUCCGCCGCACACAUCAAAUUUCAGCAUCUAUUAGCACACGUUUUCUUCUGCACCCACCAUGUCUGAAAGAGAGUCCGACGCCCCCUCGUCUGGGCCGGGCGCCUCCAAGUCUCACCUCACUCACCAGCUUCAGCAGAAAAUCAACCAGCCAAUGUCUCCUUUGUCGCUUUCCGACACCACCCAAUUUCCUGGUGACUCUGACUCCGACAUCUCUUCCAAGAGAAAGCCUUCUCUUUUGAGUAUCCACCAGCCGUUGGCGUCUCCCGCAACAGAAAAGGCCAUCGCUUCCAUUGCUCCCAUGCUUGAAAGCUUUGCUCCCAAAACCUCGGCCGAAGACUCUGGCGGUCUCGAUCCCCACGAUGCCUCCCCAGUCAACCUCGCUAUUUUGGAGCACGAGUCGUUGCCCUCCGACAGUGGCGACAAGUUGACCGCAGACAACUUGGAGUUCAACGACUCCAAGGCCAGAUCUGACUCGUCGUCCUCCAGUAGCGCCCUCCACGAGCACCACCGAUUGCUGAAAACGGUGUCCAACUCCUCCAACACCUCCAGAAAGUCGGGCAUCAAGGAGCCCUACGGGCCCAGACUUCCCAAGAUCGGCAAGAUCGGAGUCUGUGCCAUGGACGCCAAGGUCAUGUCCAAGCCGUGCAGAAGAAUCCUUAAUCGUUUGAUCGAAAAUGGCGAGUUCGAAACUAUCAUUUUCGGUGACAAGGUCAUUUUGGAUGAAGCCAUUGAAAACUGGCCCACCUGUGACUUCUUGGUCAGUUUCUUUUCCACUGGGUUUCCCCUUGACAAGGCUAUCUCUUACGUCAACUACCGUAAGCCUUACAUCAUCAACGAUUUGGUUUUCCAGAAAGCCCUUUGGGACAGAAGAUUGGUGUUGAACAUCUUGAACCACGCUAGCGUUCCUACCCCAGACAGAUUGGAAAUCAGCAGAGAUGGUGGUCCCCAUAUUGAAGAUGAAUUAAGAGAAAAGUUGAGAGCAGCUGGUAUGUCAGAACAACAAUUGACCAGUUUAACCGACCAAGACGAACCAGACUGGGAGAUGGUUGACGAAGAUACCCUCAGAGUUGGUGACAAGAUCUUGCACAAACCAUACGUUGAGAAGCCAGUCGACGGUGAAGAUCACAAUGUCUAUAUAUACUACCCCAAAUCAACCGGUGGAGGUGGUAGAAGAUUGUUCAGAAAAAUAGGUAACAAAUCGUCUGAGUUUGAUCCUGACUUAAGUACUCCAAGAACUGAAGGUUCCUACAUCUAUGAAAAGUUCAUGGACACCGACAAUUUUGAAGAUGUGAAGGCUUACACUGUGGGGCCCAAGUUCUGCCAUGCUGAAACCCGUAAGUCUCCUGUCGUUGACGGUAUUGUCAGACGUAACACCCAUGGUAAGGAAAUCAGAUUUAUCACGGAAUUGAGUGACAAGGAAAAGACGAUGGCCAGAAACGUCUCCGAAAUUUUCAAGCAAACUAUCUGUGGUUUUGAUUUGUUAAGAGUGAAUGGCGAAUCAUAUGUUAUCGAUGUCAAUGGGUUCUCGUUUGUGAAGGACAACAAUGAAUACUAUGAUUCUUGUGCUAGUAUAUUGAGAGAUCUCUUCAUUCAAGCGAAGAAGAGCCGUGACUUAUUGAAAACGACUAUUCCUCACCUGUCAAAGUUGCUCAACAAGAGUCAAUUCGAAGAAAAAGAACAGAAAUGGGUUUUCAAAGGAAUGGUUUCAGUUAUCAGACAUGCCGAUCGUACACCAAAGCAAAAAUUCAAAUACUCAUUCAGAUCCCCACUUUUCAUUUCAUUGCUUAAAGGUCAUAGAGAGGAGGUCAUCAUUAGAGCUGUUGCUGAUUUACAAGUUGUAUUAGAAACUGUCAAAAUUGCUGAAGAGAAGAAAUUAGAAGACUUGAAAAAGUUGAAACAAUUAAGAGGUGCGUUGGAAAAGAAGAUGAACUUCCCAGGAACUAAAAUUCAAUUAAAGCCAGCCCUUAAUAGUGAGAACCCUGAAAUUGUUGACAAGGUUCAAUUGAUUUUGAAAUGGGGUGGAGAACCUACUCAUUCUGCCAAGCAUCAAGCAACCGAUGUUGGUGAACAAUUGAGACAAUACAUCAAAUUGCUUAAUCGUGAUGCUUUGAAGGAUGUCAAGGUCUUCACUUCAUCUGAAAGAAGAGUAAUUGCUAGUGCAAGACUUUCCACUCAAGCUUUAUUAGGUUAUGAUGAAGAAAGUUUGCCUGAUGACUUCUUGAUUGUCAGAAAAGAUUUGUUGGACGACUCAAAUGCUGCCAAGGACUUGAUGGAUAAAGUGAAAAAGAAGUUGAAGCCUUUAUUGAGACAAGGUGCCGAAGCCCCUGCGCACUUCACUUGGCCUCCCAAAAUGCCCCAGCCUUUUGAAGUCAUCAAGCGUGUUUGCCAAUUGAUGAAUUUCCAUCGUCAAAUCAUGGAAUAUAACUUCAAGAAGAAGAACGUCCAAGAAUUCCAACAAAACUGGUGUUGUGGCGAAGACCCAUUCUUAUUCAGGGAAAGAUGGGAUAAAUUGUUCCUGGAAUUCCUCAGUGUUGAAAAAACCCAUCCUUCUAAGAUUUCAGAAUUGUAUGACACCAUGAAGUAUGAUGCCUUACAUAACAGGCACUUUUUGGAGAAGAUUUUUUCUUUCGAUCCAAAUGAUGAAGAACUCUUGAAGAUUUUGGGUGAAACUUGUGGCGAUACCAUCAACUCCUCGGGUUUGGUUAGCGAGUAUCCAAUUAACAUUUUGGCCAUGAACAACUUUAAGAUUCCUGACAACGCUUCUGCGCCAAUUAAUGUACCUACAAAUAACUCAAGUCCAACCUCAACACAGAGCAAUUCACAUAGUAAUCUUGCUAACAUUACUUCAUCAAGCACUCCAGCAUCUGCUGGUUCUUUGGGUUGGGUUUUGAAGGGUGCUACAUCAACAGUCAAGGAUUCUUCCAACAACAACGAUGCCAAUUCUAAGAAGUCUACUAACUCCAAGUCGCACGAGAAUCCGUUCGAUCACCCUACUUUUGCUAGAUUGAGAGAAUUAUACAGAUUAUCUAAGGUUUUGUUUGAUUUCAUCUGUCCUCAAGAAUAUGGUAUUAAGGACGAAGAAAAAUUGGAUAUCGGGUUAUUGACAUCGUUGCCCUUAGCAAAGCAGAUCUUGUCUGAUAUCCAAGAUAUGAAGAAACAUGAUACUGCUGCUGUGGUCAAUUACUUCACCAAGGAAUCGCAUAUCUACACAUUGUUGAAUGUGAUCUAUGGGUCUAAGUUCCCAAUGAAAAUCGCUAGGAAUGCCUUGCCUGAGUUGGACUACUUAUCCCAAAUUGUAUUUGAAUUGUACGAAGCCGGUGAUCCAACAAGCCCUAGUGGAAAGAAACACUCCAUUAGAUUGUCAUUAUCACCAGGUUGUCAUACCCAAGAUCCAUUAGAUGUUCAAUUGGAUGAUGACCAUUACAUUGGUUGUAUUCCAAGAAUUAGUUUAACAAGGCACUUGGACAUGGACCUUGUAACACAAAGAUUAAAGUCAAGAUUCUCCAGGGUAUCCUUACCUAAGAAAUUUACUCCAGUGAAUAUUUCUAGUCCUCUAGCAACAGGUUUGUAAGCGACAAGAUUGUCGAUUUUUAUCCUUCUGUCAUUACAUCAAACAAUACACGUUACCAAAUAAUACUUUAUAAGGUUUCAC
This is a messenger RNA of Suhomyces tanzawaensis NRRL Y-17324, 3900 nucleotides long. It is a transcript of the gene AFL1, whose product is annotated as inositol polyphosphate kinase. Bases 307 to 3819 code for a protein of 1170 amino acids. Gene Ontology annotation, cellular component: cytosol. The record is from RefSeq and is a predicted model, not a curated record. The transcript has a single exon. Gene Ontology annotation, molecular function: inositol hexakisphosphate kinase activity; metal ion binding; ATP binding. Lineage: Eukaryota; Fungi; Ascomycota; Pichiomycetes; Serinales; Debaryomycetaceae. Gene Ontology annotation, biological process: inositol metabolic process; inositol phosphate biosynthetic process.